CCUGGCCAAAUGGCAGGGUUCCUAUGAAGUGAUCCGACGAGUGGGGCCAGUCGAUUACGAGGUCAGACUACCUGGUCGACGGAAAGAGACCCGCAUUUAUCACAUUAACCUUCUAAAGGCCUGGAAAACCCGGGAAGCCAUGUUCAUUGGCCCGUCCACCCCAGAUUCGGAACUUGGACCCCUAGCAGGGGACCUUCCCGACCCCGGACCGGCCACACUGGGGUCAGGCCUCAGCCCCAGACAAAGAGGGCAACUACAACGGGUGGUAGAGAAGUUUCCGGACGUUUUAUCGGCCCGCCCGGGCCGGACGACUUUAAUGAGUCAUCAUAUCGCCACCAACCCCGGGAAGAGGGUGACGGAUAACCACCGGCCGUUGCCCAAGAAAAUGUGGGAUACAGUACGACGGGAGGUAGAGACGAUGUUAGAGAUGGGAGUGGUAGAGGAGUCGACGAGCGAGUGGCGAAGCCCUAUCGUCCUAGUUCCGAAACCAGAUGGGACGACUCGGUUUUGCAUUGAUUUCAGGAAGGUCAACGCUAUCUCCCGUUUUGAUGCCUAUCCAAUGCCGAGAGUGGAUGAACUGUUAGAGCGCCUCGGGGGAGCCAAGUACCUGUCAACCCUAGAUUUGACUAAAGGAUAUUGGCAGAUCCCACUGAUGCCAAACUCCCGGGCGAAGACUGCCUUCCCUACGCCUUUCGGCCUCUUCCAGUUCAUAACCAUGCCGUUCGGGUUACACGGAGCCGCAGCCACGUUUCAACGCCUGAUGAACAAGGUCCUCCAACCCCACGACCAAUACGCAGCGGCGUACAUAGAUGAUAUCGUGGUUUACAGCCUCGACUGGGAGAGCCAUUUACACCACCUGGCAGCAGUGUUACAAGCCCUCAGGGCAGCCGGCCUGACAGCUAACCCAGCGAAAUGUCACUUAGGCCAAGAAGAAGUGACCUACCUGGGAUACACGGUAGGAGGGGGGAAACUAACACCCCUGAUUAGCAAGGUACAAGCCCUCAGAGAUGUACCCACCCCCACGACGAAGAAACAAGUGCGUCAGUUUUUGGGAUUAGCUGGGUACUAUCGUCGUUUUGUACCAGAUUUCGCAUCUAUAGCCGCCCCCCUGUCAGACCUAACGAAGAACUCCCAACCUCGACAGGUACAGUGGACUACGCAAUGCGAGCGAGCCUUUAACACACUCAAGGAACGGCUCACUCAAAAACCAGUACUACGACACCCCGACUUCACGAAGGAGUUUAUACUACAAACAGACGCUUCGGAAGUCGGCCUAGGUGCAGUACUCUCCCAGGAAGUAGACGGGGAGGAACACCCAGUACUGUAUUUAAGUCGGAAGCUGUUCCCCCGAGAAAGACACUUCUCAACGACAGAGAAAGAGGCCCUGGCGGUACGGUGGGCUAUCGACGCCCUCCGUUUCUAUCUGCUAGGGAAUAGUUUUAAAUUAAUCACAGAUCACUCCCCUUUGCGAUGGAUCCACAGCAUGAAAGACACGAACGCUAGAAUUAUGCGGUGGUACCUCGCCCUCCAGCCUUACGACUUCCAGGUGCUCCACCGACCGGGUAAGGCCCAUACUAACGCCGAUUUCUUCUCCAGGCUAGGGGAGGAGGGCGAAGAAUCGGACCAAGGAGGGGGAUCCUUAGCGCAGGGGGUGGUCUGCGAGGGGGCAGUCAAGCUCCCAUCCAACUGCCGAGGCCCUAAACAUAACCCGCUGAACCCCAACAUGGAGGCUGAGAAGUUAUUAAAAUGGCUGCUAGAGAAGCAGCAAGAGCAGUCGGCCCAGCAGCACCAGCAGCAGAUGCAAAUGCUGCAGCAGAUGACCACUCAGCAGCAGCUGCUGAUGACUCAGCACCAAGAGAAUCAGCAGCAGCUCCUCCGAGAGUUGGCCACCCAGCAGCGGGUGCAGCAGGAACAUUUGGUGCAACAGAUGGCCGCACUGUUACGGCCGGCAGGAGGCACCCCUGCCGCCCCCAUGGGAACCGGACUGGGGGAUACCCCAGGGGCCCUACCGAUACGCCUCACCAAGAUGGGGCCCGAGGAUGACCCAGAGGCCUAUCUGGUCACAUUUGAACGGGUGGCGACUGCUGCCCGGUGGCCCUCAGAACAUUGGGCCACGUUACUAGCCCCUUAUUUGACGGGGCAGGCUCAGGCCGCAUAUCGGAGCCUCGACCCCCGGGAAGCACUCGAGUACGCCCGAGUCAAGGCGGCCAUCCUAGACCAUACCGGCAUUAGCCCAGAGACCUACCGACAGCGUCUCCGUAAGGAACAAUAUCCUCCGGGGGCCCGACCCCGCGCCGUGGCCCAACGCAUCCGGGACCACUGCUGGAGAUGGUUGGACCCAGAGGGCCUGACGGGACCCCAGGUGGCGGAGCUGGUAGCCUUAGAGCAGUUCACCCAGAUCCUACCCCCGGGAGGGAGGGCCUGGGUGCGACGGCAUCGACCGGCCACCCUCUCCGCAGCAGUGGCCUUAAUGGAGGACUACUUAUCGGCCGAGGGGGCAGAGGCGCCACCCCGAGCAGCCGAGAGCCUUGGUCGCAAGGGCGGCGCAGAGAAGGGGAACUCCCGUGGGGCGGGAGCCUCUGGACCACUGGCAGGCAACAGCCAUCGGCACCAGAUACCCCCCAACCCUGAACCCCGACCCAAGUUAUUACCGAUGGCGACUCGGAGGGAGCGACAGCCCCCGGAGCGAACAGGCCCCCCCGGAGGAGGCCCAAGCCCGGCCGAAACCCGAGAGAGGUGCUGGGGCUGCGGUCAAGAGGGACAUUUCCGGCGAGAUUGCCCUUUUAUGGACUGCAGCUACGGGCAGGCCUGGAUGGCCGGACAACGGGCACGGCAGAAAGGGGUAAGAAAAUUGAUAGUCCCGGUCCAGGUUGAAGGGAACCCCACCAAUGCCCUCGUAGAUUCGGGGUGUAGUCAGACCCUCAUACGAGAGGGGCUGGUCCCGAACCUCAAUCUUUCGGGGCCCCCGAUCUACCUGCAGUGUGUGCAUGGAGACAUCCGCCAGUAUCCCACAGCCUGGGUCAAGAUGGGAGUAGGCGGCCGAGAGGAGGGUCUCCGAGUAGGAGUGGCCCCUAGGCUGGCCUACCCGGUGGUGUUGGGACGAGAUUGGCCCGGCUUCGGAGAGGUCCUCCUAAGAUAUCAGCCACCCAAGCCCCGACCAGACAGGACUAUAGCACCGGGAACGGGGCUGCUUGGGAGCAGGCUAAGGGAUGACCCCGGCGAGGGGACCUCCUCGACGGCGGAGACCCCUGCGAGUUGUCCGGGAGACAGACCCCGUUCGGUGGAGGACGCCCGGGUAGAGUUAGAGCGCGACGGGGACUUCUUACGUGAGCAACGGGAAGACCCAACCUUAAGCCGAGCCUGGGAGCAAGCCACCAACCCGGUCAUUGAGGGGGACGGGACGCAACGGAUUCCGCAGGGCCCCCGCUUUGAGGUAUGGCAGGAUCGCCUGUACCGAAUAGCGCAGGAACCCCAGACCCGGGAGACGUUCCGUCAGCUGUUGGUCCCCCGGAGACUGCGAGCCGGUCUCCUCCACUUAGCCCACGCGAACCCUUGGGCUGGACACCUCGGACGCGAGAAGACCCUACAGAGGGUGGCCCGCCGGUUUUUCUGGCCAGGCAUCCACCGGGAAGUGGCAGACUUUUGCGCCUCGUGCCCAGAAUGCCAGCGAGCCGGACCGAAAGGGGUAGCUCCUGCACCCCUGGUACCCAUGCCAGUCGUGGGGGUACCCUUUGAACGGAUCGGGAUGGACCUCGUCGGCCCCCUUGAGCGAAGCAAGACAGGGAACCGCUUUAUACUAGUAGUCGUGGACUACGCCACACGCUAUCCCGAAGCCGUUCCCCUAAAGACAGCGACGGCACCGACCAUUGCGGGUGAACUGGUAAAGAUUUUCGCCCGGGUGGGGAUACCCGGUGAAAUAUUGACAGACCAGGGCACCAAUGUGUCCUCCAAGUUAAUAGCUGAGCUAUGUCGCCUCCUCCAUAUCCGGACCCUCCGGACAUCGGUGUACCACCCGCAGACCGAUGGCUUGGUAGAGCGGUUCAAUGGUACACUAAAAGCCAUGUUGCGGAAGUUUGUGGAGGAGGACCCCUCACAUUGGGACACCUUGUUGCCGGCCCUGUUGUUCGCAAUAAGAGAGGUACCACAGGCCUCGACGGGGUUCUCGCCCUUCGAGCUCCUAUACGGCAGGCAGCCCAGAGGAAUACUGGACCUCCUGAAGGAGGAGUGGGAAGCACAGGAAACACGGGUCCUUGGGACCACACAAUACGUGCUACAGCUCCGGGAGCGACUCCAAACGUUAGGGGCCUUCGCCCGUGAAAACCUGGAACGGGCCCAGGCAGGUCAGGAGCGCCUCUAUAAUCGAAGGGCUAGAGGGAGGAAGUUCGCCCCAGGCGAUAGGGUGUUGCUGUUACUGCCCUCUUCCGAGUCGAAGCUCCUGGCCAAAUGGCAGGGUCCCUACGAAGUGAUCCGACGAGUGGGACCAGUCGAUUACGAGGUCAGACUACCUGGUCGACGCAAAGAGACCCGUAUUUACCAUAUUAAUCUCCUAAAGGCCUGGAAGACCCGGGAAGCCAUGUUCAUCGGCCCGUCCACCCCAGAGUCGGAACUUGGACCCCUAGCAGGAGAUCUUCCCGACCCCGGACCGGCUGUGGUGGGGUCAGGCCUCAACCCCAGACAGAGAGGACAACUGCAACAGAUGGUGGAGAAGUUCUCAGAUGUAUUAUCGGCCCGCCCAGGCCGGACGACCCUAAUGAGUCAUCAUAUUGCCACAGACCCCGGGAAGAGAGUGACGGACAACCAUCGACCGUUACCCAAGAAAAUGUGGGACACCGUCCGGCGGGAGGUGGAGACUAUGUUGGAGAUGGGAGUGGUAGAAGAAUCGACGAGUGAGUGGCGAAGCCCUAUCGUCUUAGUACCGAAACCAGAUGGGGCGACCCGGUUUUGCAUCGACUUCAGAAAGGUCAACGCUAUCUCUCGUUUUGAUGCCUAUCCAAUGCCGAGAGUGGAUGAACUGUUAGAGCGCCUCGGAGGAGCCAAGUACCUGUCAACUUUAGAUUUAACUAAAGGAUAUUGGCAGAUCCCACUGACGCCAAACUCCCGAGCGAAGACGGCCUUCCCUACGCCUUUCGGCCUCUUCCAGUUCGUAACCAUGCCGUUCGGCUUGCACGGAGCCGCAGCCACGUUCCAACGCCUGAUGAACAAGGUCCUCCAGCCCCACGACCAAUACGCGGCGGCGUACAUCGACGAUAUCGUGGUUUAUAGCCUUGACUGGGAGAGCCAUUUACACCACCUGGCAGCAGUACUACAAGCCCUCAGAGCGGCCGGCCUAACAGCUAACCCGGCGAAAUGUCACUUAGGCCAAGAAGAAGUGACCUACCUGGGAUACACGGUAGGAGGGGGGAAACUAACACCCCUGAUUAGCAAGGUACAAGCCCUCAGAGAUGUACCCACCCCCACGACGAAGAAACAAGUGCGUCAGUUCUUGGGAUUAGCUGGGUACUAUCGUCGUUUUGUACCAGACUUCGCAUCCAUAGCCGCCCCCCUGUCAGACCUAACGAAGAACUCCCAGCCUCGACAGGUACAGUGGACUACACAAUGCGAGCGAGCCUUUAACACACUCAAGGAACGGCUCACUCAAGAACCAGUACUACGACACCCCGACUUCACGAAGGAGUUUAUACUACAAACAGACGCUUCGGAAGUCGGCCUAGGCGCAGUACUCUCCCAGGAAGUAGACGGGGAGGAACACCCAGUACUGUAUUUAAGUCGGAAGCUGUUCCCCCGAGAAAGACACUUCUCAACGAUAGAGAAAGAGGCCCUGGCGGUACGGUGGGCUAUCGACGCCCUCCGUUACUACCUGCUAGGGAAUAGUUUUAAAUUAAUCACAGAUCACGCCCCUUUGCGAUGGAUCCACAGCAUGAAAGACACGAAUGCUAGAAUUAUGCGGUGGUACCUCGCCCUCCAGCCUUACGACUUCCAGGUGCUACACCGACCGGGUAAGGCCCAUACUAACGCCGAUUUCUUCUCCAGGCUAGGGGAGGAGGGCGAAGAAUCGGGUCAAGGAGGGGGAUCCUUAGCGCAGGGGGUGGUCUGCAAGGGGGCAGUUAAGCUCCCAUCCAACUGCCGAGGCCCUAAACAGUUAGCCCUGACGGCAGAGGAUCCGUCACGCUUGUACGGGGUGUGUCUCAAAUGCACAGAGAGUGCGAGAGGAGGGAACAUACCCCAGCCUAGGCAGACGGCCGUGGGAGGAGAACCCUUGCGGGAAGCCCCGGUGGAGGACCAGCCCACACUCCUGGAACCGCCGAGGACUGCGACUUCUCCAGGUCGAGAGGGAGCCUCACUGUGGGAGGGACCAGCCGAGGCGGUGGACCACGAGACCCGUGGAGAAUCAGGAGACCCGUGGGACACUCCAGCAGCGGAACAGAUAGGAGGCAGCUUAAGGGAAGAGACGGACUGGUACGUCGGACCCGGUAAGCCUCAGCGUGUUUCGGUGGGACCCCCCCGCUGAGACGGUGGAUAAGCCGGGUUGCCCGUUGGCAAAGACUAAUUUCCGGGACUUUGGGGCCAGUAGGCCAUAAGGCCCAGUGACAAGGGCUAAGUUUCUAGACUUUGAGCCGGUAAGCCGAGCCACUGCGGGACAAAGGUUGCUUUACGUGCUCUAGGCCAUUAGGCUGGU
Molecule: messenger RNA, 6676 nt
Organism: Trachemys scripta elegans
Lineage: Eukaryota; Metazoa; Chordata; Testudines; Emydidae
Exons: 2
Coding region: 140-6508 (2122 amino acids)
Biological process (GO): DNA integration
Molecular function (GO): nucleic acid binding; zinc ion binding
Source: RefSeq, a predicted model, not a curated record